This is a messenger RNA of Aspergillus alliaceus, 1341 nucleotides long. Its product is annotated as major facilitator superfamily domain-containing protein. Gene Ontology annotation, molecular function: transmembrane transporter activity. NCBI's taxonomy places the organism in Eukaryota, Fungi, Ascomycota, Eurotiomycetes, Eurotiales, Aspergillaceae. Bases 1 to 1341 code for a protein of 446 amino acids. Gene Ontology annotation, biological process: transmembrane transport. The transcript has 8 exons. Gene Ontology annotation, cellular component: membrane. The record is from RefSeq and is a predicted model, not a curated record.
AUGGGCAACGAUACCGAUGUCGCGCAGGUAGGAUCUUUUACUACCGAGGUUCGAGACAUGCAGGGUGAAAAAGAAGCUCCCUUUUCCGAUGAUCCGGAAUGGAACACCGCGCAGAAUCGCUAUCUACGAAAGCUCGACUAUAUCAUCCUUCCGACGAUCUCGGCCCUAUACUUUUUCGAGUAUCUCGAUCGGGGAAAUAUUGCUAAUGCGAAGCUUUAUGGGUACAGUAACGGCUACGCUACUUACCAUCAUGGCAUCGGUCCUGGCGAUGGAAUGCUGUCCUCAACCCAAUGGCAAUUAGUUGUCAUGAUCUUCUAUGUCGGUCUUGUACUGUUUCAAGUACCCGGUUGCAUCGGGUAUCGGAUCUUUUCACCUUCCAAGUGGGUAGCCUUUGGGGUCUGCGGGUGGGCGAUGAUCAGCAUGCUCCAAUGCACGGCGUACAACUUGGCGGGCGCACUGGUCUGCCGAGUUUUCAUUGGAUUCCUUAAGCCUACAGCCGUGGCAGGUGCGUUCGGUGGCCUGAUUGCCUUCGGUAUUGGCCAUAUUGACGGUUCCGUACCGAAUUGGAAAUGGCUUUUUCUAAUCGAAGCCCUUCCCUGCUUCUGUCUCGGCCUAUUCUGCUUGUAUUGGCUCCCAGAUCGUCCUAUGGGCAAUUCACGCUUCUGCGGCCAAGACCAACAGAUCGCCGAAGCCCGUUAUAAGAACGAGCCAUUUGAUAAGGCAGGCAAAAUCCAGACACCCGUGUAUCUCCCGACCGCUGCCUUGCUGUCAUCCAUCUCAGGCUUCUUACCAACCAUCAUCAGCAACCUCGGCUACUCCAAACCUGCCACAGCAAACCUCAUGACCGUCCCGCCCUACGCUGCUGCCUUCAUCCUCAUGCUUGUAACCUCCUACUCCUCCGACCACUUCCGAGAAAGAGGUACCCACAUCACAGGCCUCAUGAUCGUAGCCACAAUUGCCUACGCCCUCCUCGCUACCCUUCCUGAGCACCAAUUGAAGGGCAAGUACGCCUGCGUCUGCAUCGCUGUCGCCUGCGUCUACGCCACUUACCCGCCGUCCCACGCUUGGGCCGCUAACAACUUCGGUAACGAAACCAAACGCGCCAUCGGAAUGGGCUAUUACAUGGCUCUCGGCAACCUGGGCAGACCUCAGUUCAAAAAGGGCCAUUUCAUUUGUAUGGGGCUUGCGAUUGCCACAGGUAUUAUUGCGUUAGGAAAUAGUCUGCUUCUUCGCGCGAUCAAUAACUAUCGGGAUCGGAAGUUUGGGAAGCCGGAGGCUGGGGUUGCGGUUGAUGUUACAGAUUUGGCGGAUAAUAGUCCUAUGUUUCGGUUUAUUACCUAG